AUGGACGAGGAACUUCACAUCUUCUACACACGCCGAGCAGCAUUGAGACAGCGAUUGGCUAAUGCCAUCAAUGAGGAUACGUCCAGUACAAUGGAGGAGAGUAGCAUUAACACAAGUAGUAUUGACAAGGAGGCGGAUAGUGAAUCAAGUAGUGACGAAGACUCCGAAAGUGAGGAUAACAUUACAACCACUAUGAUAAUAACUACAAUAUUAACGGUACUAGCAAACAUCAUUCCUGUUCUAAAACAAUCAAAUAUCGUGCCUAGAGGAUCACUUGUGUAUUGUUUUCGGCCAUCGUUCGAUGAGAUCGCUGGACACAUGCUACAAAUGAACUCCUUCCAUAUUGACAUGCGCAUGAGCUUACCUCAGUUUUUAGUUUUAAUACAAGCUAUCACACCUAUGUGUGAACGCGAUGAAGUCAUGGAAAGCCUGAGGAAUGGAAGCAUCGAUGUUGGGGUUCAAUUAGCUAUAACUUUACGUGAUAAUGCGUACACGGGUGAUGAAUUCAUGCUUGUUCCUUGUCCAGGGAGAAACCUGGGCGAAAACUGGGAUGCCUUUAAUUUCUUUCAAUCCCAAACGCGUAUGCAUAUUGAGCGAGCGUUUGGGAUAUUUGUAAGAAAGUGGGGUAUCCUAUGGAAGCCGAUACAAUUUAGCUUUGCAUUUGUUCCUGAGCUACUUAUGUACCUAGCUAAAUUACAUAGUUAUUGUAUCGGUUUUGACGAUGUAGAAGGACAGGGUUAUCUUGGCAUCUCAAAAACUGAGUUUAAUAAUGCAUGUAUUGGCGUGAGGGAUAUAUUUGAAGGGCGCAAAAGUAAUACAUUUAGAUCAGAGUAUAGAGUUUCAAACAAAGAAUGGAGCGGGACUGUUACAGAAGAAUAUUACGAGCGUGUGAGGGGUUUUCAGACAUAA
Molecule: messenger RNA, 909 nt
Organism: Sphaeroforma arctica JP610
Lineage: Eukaryota; Ichthyosporea; Ichthyophonida
Exons: 2
Coding region: 1-909 (302 amino acids)
Source: RefSeq, a predicted model, not a curated record